Molecule: messenger RNA, 708 nt
Organism: Aspergillus puulaauensis
Lineage: Eukaryota; Fungi; Ascomycota; Eurotiomycetes; Eurotiales; Aspergillaceae
Gene: NOP16
Product: nucleolar protein 16
Exons: 2
Coding region: 1-708 (235 amino acids)
Biological process (GO): ribosomal large subunit biogenesis
Cellular component (GO): nucleolus
Source: RefSeq, a predicted model, not a curated record
AUGGGUAAUAUCCGCCAAACAAAGAAGAAUCGCUCCACUGCGCCCAGGCAGAAACCCAAGCGGUCUGGCGUACUCAAAAACGGAAAGAAGAAGAUCAAUGUUCUGGGCAAUGCUAUUAUCGCAGAAAAUUGGGAUCGCAAGUCGACUCUCACACAAAACUAUCGCCGUCUGGGUCUUGUCCAUCGACUCAACGCACCAGCUGGAGGAUCCGAGAGGCGCAAGACUGAGAAUGGCUUAGAAGAGGAGGUCACAGACUCGCUACACAUCAAGGGCAGUGUGGAUGCCCAGAAAAACAACGCUGUGAGCGAGUUGAAGGUGGAGCGUGAUCCUGAAACCGGCAAGAUUCUUCGGGUUAUCCGCAAGGAGGACGACCAGGUCGAGAUCGGGGGACGCAAAGUCCGCCGCUCAAACCCACUUAAUGAUCCACUGGACGAUCUGUCCGACGAUGAAGAAGAUCUGACGCCGCAAGAGAAGAAGUCGGCAAGCAAGAUUGUGCAGCAGCUUGAAAGGCAAGCCGACACCGAGGGACAAGCCCCCAAGAAGCCGCGCCACCAAAGCAAACGGGAGGAAGAAUGGAUCACGAGAUUGGUUGAGCGAUACGGUGAUGACUACCAGGCUAUGGCUCGGGACAGGAAACUCAACCCAAUGCAGCAGAAUGCAGGUGAUUUACGACGGAGGAUCAGCAAGUGCAAGGCGACUAAAGCUUGA